GAGAAAAACCAGACAGAGACAUGUGGCAGUUUUGGAUCCUGGCUCUCAUUCGUCCUGCAGCCUUCCAAGGGGUGGAACAUGAUCCCAACGAAGGCUUCAAGGGGUCUCUGCAGGAAUUUCAAGAUGGGGUCACCCAGAACAAGACGGUGCUGGAAAACGGGACGGACACCCCUUGGAGAUCAACGUGGCUGGCCAGCACAACCAUUCCGCUCCUGACCGUGCAAAGCAGCACGGACUACAAAGCCAGGAAGCUGACAGCCCCAACCAUCACCGUCCAUGCCAAGAACGGGACCUGCCAGGCCCUCCUGAGCUGUGCCGUGCCAGAAGAGGAAGCCGGCGACCUGAAUUACACCUGGUUCCAGGUCAACGGCAGCGUGGUUCUCUCCACGGCGCAGACGCUGAACGUUGUCCAGAAGCCUCCGCAGGGCGCCCCGGAUUACGUCUGCAUCGUUCGCAGCCAGGCGGGUGAAAGUUCUAGCGUGGUUUCGUUGGAGAAGCAUUGCCAGGAUCCACCUAUCACCAGCAAAUACCUCUCGGCAUCUUUUUAUGCGAAAUAUAUCGUCCCACCUUUCAUCGUUCUUGUGAUCUUGCUGGUUCUCUUCUUAAUGUACAGACGGAAAAGAGGAAGAGAAAUACACAGCAGCAUGGAAUCCAUCAACGAGUCUUCGGACUCCGACAAUGAGGUGGGUCCUUCGGUGGAACAGACGGCAGAGGUCACCUUCCUUCCCGAGGGCGUUAAACCUCUUUCUCAGGACAACACAUCCACUGCCGAAACAGCCAUCAGCAACCAGGAAAAGGCGCCCGAUACACCGAAGCAGCUUCCAACUCAAGCAUGAAUUUUUGCUUCAGAUUAUGGGUCACUGCCUUCUCCCCCUUGUUAAGGAAUGUUAAGGGUGGUGGAGUGUGGAGGGACGUCUGGCCACCCCAGAAAAAAAGUCCUGGAAUGACCCCCCACACACACCACACAGGAUUCCAAAACUGGCAUCUCAUCUCUCAGCUUCACUGGUGACAAAACUGACUCAUUUUAGUCUCGCUUAGGUUCUCAAGCGGUUUUGGCCAGACUUUUUUUUUUUUUUGAUAAUUUCCAAGAUUUGGAAGUGGAAAAGACCAUACUUGGAAUACUGCAUCCAAUUCUGGACACCAUGAUACAAAAAAAAGAUGUUGAGACCACGGAAAGCGUGCAGAGAAGAGCAACAAAGAGGAUUAAAGGCGGCGGAGCUGGAGGUUAAACCAUACAAUGAGCAGCCUUCCAAUAUUUGAGGGGCUGCCACAGA
Messenger RNA from Pseudonaja textilis, 1274 nucleotides. RefSeq lists its product as uncharacterized. NCBI's taxonomy places the organism in Eukaryota, Metazoa, Chordata, Lepidosauria, Squamata, Elapidae. The record is from RefSeq and is a predicted model, not a curated record.